Aspergillus bombycis is the source of this 1041-nucleotide messenger RNA. RefSeq names its product HD domain-containing protein. The coding region runs from base 1 to 1041 and encodes 346 amino acids. Gene Ontology annotation, cellular component: nucleus. The transcript has a single exon. Gene Ontology annotation, biological process: dGTP catabolic process. Gene Ontology annotation, molecular function: dGTPase activity. The record is from RefSeq and is a predicted model, not a curated record. NCBI's taxonomy places the organism in Eukaryota, Fungi, Ascomycota, Eurotiomycetes, Eurotiales, Aspergillaceae.
AUGUCUUCCUCUUUGCAUGCGGGUUCCUUCCAAACCCUCACGUUUCGCCCUGACAAUACGGUGCUUAUACAAGACCAAAUUUACGGGGAGCACAUCAUCUCCGAGCCGGUUCUAGCCGAGCUGCUUCGGUGCCCAGCUCUACUCCGACUCGCAGGAAUCGGUCUCCAUGGCCAAACCGAUCUGCUGGGUAUCACUCAGACAGUGACUCGGUUAGAGCACUCCAUCGGCGCGUUGCUGUUAGUGCGCAAAGUUGGCGCAAGCGUUGGGGAGCAAGUCGCAGGUCUUCUGCACGACAUCAGCCACACAGUGCUCAGCCAUGACGUCGAUGGGGCCUUGUCAAAGCCCGGGGAGAGCUAUCAUGAGGUCCAAAAGUCGCGGUAUAUCAUGACCACGGAGCUGCCACAAAUACUGACCAAGCAUGGCUUCGUUGAUCUAAAGCCGUUCGAUGAGGAGCUCUACCCUCUGGUGGAGAUGCCCGCUCCUCAUCUCUGUUCUGAUCGUCUCGAUUACUCUCUACGAGGCGCUGUCGCCUUCGGCAAACUUGCGAUAGAGGAUGCGCGCCGCGUGUAUGAUUCAUUCACCGCGUUCCCGGACGCGUCUUCACCACAUCGCUUGCUGGUCCUUCAAGAAAUUGAUUUGGCCUUGGCUUAUGCUAGGGCCUAUGCCGAAUGCGAUAGGGACGUGUGGUGCAACCCGGCUCAUGCCGUCAUGUCCAGGAAGAUAGGUCAGUUGAUUGGUGACCUGGUGCAACGAGGAUUGUUGAAGGAAGAGGUUCUAUGGAGUCUAUCGGAUCGCGAAUUCUGGGAGCUCCUCAAAAGUAAAGUUGACUCGAAAGGAUUGGAGACGAUUGAAGACAUCGAAGCAGGGCCGCAUGCGGAAGAUUCUCUACGUCUACCUCGUGGCACCAAGAUUCGCACAAUCGAUCCCGAUAUGCUCCUCCCCGGUGCCGAGAAGCCUUUCCCACUGUCUUCUGUGAAACCAGAAUGGGCUGAGGAGAGACAAGAGUUCAUUCGGGCUCGCCAGGCUCUGUUUGUGGACUAG